AUGCUUGAACAAAGACAGUCUAGAGAAGCACCGUGGGAGGGUGGUGAGCGGCGAAGCGUUGCUCAGGAGCGGGUGUGGUUGCAGGGCCGAGGCAGGCCGCGCAAGGACGGCGGCGUCUCUGUGCCGGCCGUGCCGCGCAAGGAAGGCACGGCCACGCCGAGGGGGCGCGGGCGCGGGGAGGGCAGGCGCGGGCGGGGGAGGGGGCGGGGCCAGCAGCCCACGGGCCCGGCCCACCACCACCUCCCCCAGCCCCGCCCCCUGCUGCUGGGGAACCACCUGCGGCCCAGCCUGGUGCCGCUCCUCACCCCGCUCGUGAUCGCGGCCGACGAGAGCGAGCUGCGUCGCAACAUGACCUACCGACAGGCCAUAAUCCCUGUGACCGACGGCAAGGCUCGCCUCAUGGCGCUGGUCCCCAAGUCCGACGAGCCCCGCUCCGAAGAAGGGAAGACGGCCGAGGCAAAGACGGCCGAAGCUCAGCCGGUCAAACCCCAGCAUUUCAUCCCCGUGUCACCGGAACCGGUGUUCAAUUCGACCAAUCAGCUUACAGAAAAUGCUGACGAAGAACUGGGUGUCCUGGACAUAGUGAGUGCUGCCGAGCCGGUGGAGUCGCCCGACCGGAGCGCGGGGCUCGUCAGCCCGGAGGUGAAGUCCCCGUCGGAGGCCCCCGAGAGCGGCGACGCGGCCCUCGCUCCCGAGGAGGCGGGGGUGGCGCCCGCGGUGGCCGGGGACAGCUUCACCCACGUGAUGCAGAGCGUGAUGAGGCGGCGGCGGGGUGGCGGGGGGCGGGGCUCCGGGCCCCUGAAGCUGCGGGACUACGACUCGGAGCUGGAGGACGCCCUGGCGUUCGUGACGGCGGACCUGGACCGCCCGUUCCCGCUGCAGUUGGAGCCGCCGUCCCCGCCGGAGCCCCGGGAGGCGGCGCCGGAGAAAAUGGACGUGCGGCGCACCUACAAGAAGAGGAGCGUGCCGGGCAGGCUGCCGUCCCCGGAGGCUCAGCCCGCGAGGGAGGCGAAGCAGCAGGUCAACAACAAGGCCCCCGCGCCGCCACCGCUGUCGCCGAGGCCGCCCGCCGCCCCCGCCGCGGCGACGGCCCCCGGCAAGCCGGCCCAGGGCCACGAGGGCGGUCCCAAGCGCUACCCCAAGCGGGAAAACCGCAAGGCACCCGCAUACCUGGAGAAGGAGUUUGACUCUGUGCUGUUCUCCACCCCGGACAUCAUCCGAAGCGUGCACUCGGAGAACACGAGGGAGCAGGCGCUCACGCCGGAAGACAGGCCCGGGGAGCCGGGCCCGGCCGCCGCAGGUCAGGAGACGAUUCCGACUGACGUCCCGGCGGACGCCUCCGUCGAGCCCCCUGCGACGAUCGAGUCUGGCCCGGGCGCCGCGGGGGGAGGGGAGGAGUUGCAGCCACCCCCUCCCUCGCCCCUCCUGGCCUCGCCCACAAGCAACCCCCGCCCGGACCCGGCCAAUCCCGGCCGGUCCCGGCCCGACGUCCCGGAGCCUCAGCCGGCACUGGAGCCGACGCGAGGCGGCAAGCGAGGGGCCAAGUCUGCCUCUCCCUCCGGCGUCGCCGGCAAGAAGCGCAAGAAGUCAGAGGACAAGAAGAAGCAGGGCAAGUCCAGAAACAGGCGGCAGGUGCAGGAGCCGAGCGACGACGAGGAGGGGGUCAAUGAGCACGAGGGCGGGGACGGCAGCGAGUCGGAGGACGACCCCGACCGGCUGUGGUGCCUGUGCCGCAAGCCGCACAACAACCGCUUCAUGAUCCGCUGCGACGGCUGCGAGGACUGGUUCCACGGCACCUGCGUCGGAGUCACCGAGGCCGAGGGUCACCGGAUGGAGAACAGAGGCAUUUACUGGUCAUGUCCUAAGUGCUCGGUGAUGGGAAGUCAGGCUUCUGAUCCGGUGGUUCCUGCGCUGGCCAAGGCUGCCUCAGCACCUGUGGCGGCAAAGGCAGCUGUCGCACAAGCGAAAGUCGCCCAGGCUCCUGCCCAGGCGAAAGGGGCCGCCCAGGCCCAGAUACCCGGGAAGGCAGCGCAAGCAUCUGUACUGGCGAAGGCCUCCUUGUCUCCUGCCGGGGCAAAGGUUUCCCAAACCCCUACACUGGUGAAGGUAGUGCAGGCUCCUGCCUCGGUGAAGACGACUCAAGCCCCGGCCCUAGCAAAGGCAGACCAAGCUCCUGCACUGGAAAAGGCUGCCCAUGUCCCUGUGCCAGCCAAGAUACCCCAAGCCGCUGCUCUGGCUAAGACCUCCCAGACGCCCGUUCAUGCUAAGGCUGCUCAAGCUCCCAUUCAAGCUAAGGCUGCUCAAGCUUCAGUUCAAGCUAAGAAUGCCCAAGCUCCCAUCCAAGCUAAGACCACUCAAGCUCCCGUUCAAGCCAAGGCCGCAAAAGCUCUCGUUCAAGCAAAGUCUGCUCAAGCUCCUGUUCAAGCCAAGGCCGCCCAGGCUCCUGUUCAAGCUAAGGCCGCUCAAGCUCCUGUUCAAGCCAAGGCUGCCCAGGCUCCCGUUCAAGCUAAGGCCACUCAAGCUCCCGUUCUAGCUAAGGCAGCUCAAGCUCCUGCCGUAGCUAAGGCCGCUCAAGCUCCCGUUCAAGCCAAGGCCGCCCAGGCUCCCGUUCAAGCUAAGGCCACUCAAGCUCCUGUUCAAGCCAAGGCCGCCCAGGCACCUGUUCAAGCCAAGGCCGCUCAAGCUCCCGUUCUAGCUAAGGCAGCUCAAGCUCCUGCCGUAGCUAAGGCUGCCCAGACACCUGCGUCGGCAAAGCCUGCCGCAGGUUCUGUGCCGACAGGGAUCAUGGUCAGCAAGCGGGAACAGAUGAUGGCUCGACGACAGGAGGCCAUGCUUGCACAGAAAUCCCAAGCCAAGAGCGCCAAACCUCUCAAGGUAACUCCUGCGAAGGAGAAGACAGAGAGUCACGAUGAUGCACAGCCUAAGAAGUCGCCUGCGGUGUCACCCACCGCUAAUUUGUUCAGCGUGGCGGACCCAGGGGCGUCCACGGCUCCGGCGACGGGCAAGGGGGCCGCGGCGCCUCGCAGGGAGCUCAUAUUCAAGGUCGCCUCAUCCAGCGAGGUGUCCGUACGCGUGUACGACAAGGUCACGGGCAAGGUGCUGACAGGGGCGAAUGCUCCGAAGCUGUCGGAGCUGAAGAACUGGCUGGAGGAACACCCGACCUAUGAAGUAGCGCAGCGCAGCCUGAAGCCGCCGCCCGCCAAGAAGGAGCAGCAGGAAGUCCCGACGUCGCCCCGGGAGAAGACCCCCUCUGCGCACAGGCUCAUCCUGCCCAAGCCGCCCCGGGAAGGGGACGAGCCCCCGGCGAAGCAGCGGCGGGAGUCCGCGCAGGAGAAGCAGCAGGCCAAGCCGGUGGCGAAGCGUCAGAGGAGGUCGAGCUCCGUGCAGAACAACAAGAAGCACGCGUCGGAAGCGGAGAAGGAAGGCGGGGCGAAGCCGGCCCCGGGGUCUGGGAAGAAGGACCAGCCUCAGACGGGGCCCGCGCCCAAGUCGGGCACCCCCAAGAAGGUGGACUCGAAGAGGAGCACGUCCUCGGAGCAGGACAAGGACGAUGAGAAGGACAAGGGGAAGGGUGUGCCGAGCGGCCCGGAGCCCAUACGGCAGAACGUGUGCCGCUCCCUGCAGGAGCUCCUGCUGACCCGGGCCAAGGAGUGCUCCGACCUGGACGCGAAGGAGGACGACAUCCAGAAGAUCGCCUCCAGCAUCGAAGAGGAGAUGUACACCUUGUUCCGCGACACGGGCCUCAAGUACAAGGCCAAGUACAGGAGUCUGGUGUUCAACAUCAAGGAUCCCAAGAACGUCACGCUGUAUCGAAAGAUUGUGGAGAGUUUGGUGACGCCGUACCAGCUGGUACGUUUGACGCCCGAGGAACUGGCAUCGCAGGAGUUGGCGCAGUGGCGGGAAAGAGAAGUCAAACACCAGUUGGACAUGAUCAAGAAAACAGAGUUGGAUUUGUUGAAUAACCCGAAAACAUACGUUGUGAAGACUCACAAAGGGGAACAGGAAAUUGAAAAGGAGCCUACCGAGUUUGCAGCUCCUGUCGCCAUUGCAGAGGCCCCGGUGUCCGUGGAUGUCGUCUCGUCGGAGGGUGGACUGGGCUUCAUGGAGGAGGAGGUGGUCAGUGUGAAGGAAGAGGUGAAGCAUGAGAAAAAAGAUAAACACAAGCACAAAGACAAGAAGAAACACAAGAAGGAGUCAAAGCAUAGGGACAGAGAACACAAGGAGAAGGGGGAGCAGCACAGGCACAGGGAUGAACAGCACAGACACAGAGAUGGUGAAUAUGAGAGGAAGAAGUCUAGAGAUGAAGAUGACAGACACAGGUCCAAGGAUAAGGUAGACAAUGAGAAGAAGAAGUCAAAAGACAAAGAUGAGCAUAGGCAUAAAGAGAGUGAUCAUGAGAAGAAAAGAUCAAAAGACAAAGACGAAAAGCAGAAGCACGGUGAAAUAGAACAUGAAAAGAAGAAGAUAAAAAGUGAAGAAGAACAGAUCAGUAACAGAGAAUCAGACAAGGAAACUUUUGAUGAACAUGUGGAUGUGAAGGAUAGUAUUCCAGACCAAGAAGUGGGCUCUAAUGGUUUCAUAAAAAUUUCUGGGGAAAAGGAAGUUAAAGAUUAUCAGUUUUUCAUGAAUGAAACCAAUGUUGAUGAGUCAUUGGAAAACUUUGAACUUAAACUGGAGGAGUCGAUACGAGCAGAAAUGAAGUUUGAGAAUGAGAACUCUUCGGACAUCCUUGAAAACAUCCCUUCCUCCAGUGACGUUCAGAGGAGCUUCUUGUCCGUGGCCUCGCAGCCCUCCGCACCGUCGGAGGUGGAGAUGAACGAAGAAUCCGGGCUGUUCGACAGAGACUCCAACUCCAGUCUUUCGACCGGCAAGACCAAGCCGGACGCGCAAUCGUCCACGCGUAUCGUGUGGAGCGGUUACAUCAGCAUGGCCGGCGUGUCGAACGUCAGCACCGCAGCGAAACUCGUGUACGGCAACGGCAAGGACCUUUCGGACGUGCUCCCGACACAGCUGGAAGUGGUCGGCAGGAUAGACCCGGACACGGUGUGGGAUUACAUUUCCAAAAUAAAGCGGUCCGGCACUAAGGAGAUCUUGGUGCUUCGUUUGACCAGCUCCGGGGGGGACGCCAAGGUGUCCUACUGCACCCUGUACAAGCACUUGCAUUCGAAGAACAGGUUCGGCGUCAUCGGGAACCUCCCGGAGUCCACGAGGAUAAAGGACUUCUACGUGAUGCCCCUGGCGAGCCACAGCCCGGUGCCCGAGCAGCUGACCCUGUUGGACGGGCAGAUCCUCGACGGCCCCAGACCCCACGUACUGGUUUGCUUGAUCAUCCGGACGAUCGCGCGGCAGCCCCUGGUCUUCCCGGAGACCUCGCAGCAGGCCAAGAGUCGCGUGACGCCGUCCCCUGACCCGUCCACGCCGCCGUACCCGUCGCUGCAGGAGGCGCAGGCGCAGUUCAGCGACGACAGCGAGGGCGCGAACAGCGACGCCUCCUCCAAGCGGACGUCCAAGGUGGAGGCCUACGUCCCCAAGCCGGUGGACGGCUCCAAGCGCACCUGGAAGCAGAUCUACCCCAGCGCGUCGAGCAACGACAGCUUCGCGGAGCUGUCCGAGGGUGACCCGGGGGUGGACGGGGAGGACGCGCCGUACAGCCCCGGCGAGGACAUCGACCAGACUGUGGAGCUGACCUCGGAGACCAAGACCGCGAAGGACCUGCAGCACACGGUGGACGAGCUGGACAAGAUCAUCGACAAGCGGAGGGAGGAGAUCAAGAACAUCAGCACGGCCAUUGGUCUGACCGGCGCCGCCAGUGUUCCGGAACUGCAGUUGAUGUCAAGCGCAGCAGACACAACGACCGUGGCGGAUGAAGACGAGGCUUACAGUCCCUCGUAUUCUCCACCGCCCAGGGAACCGGUCGCGUCCAACAGUUCCCUGCCACCGACCAUUUUGAACAUUCUCAGAAACAUUCCCAAGCAGGGUUCGUCCCCUUCACCACAGAAGAAGCCCAAGCUGGCCGAUGACUCCAUCGUUCAGAGUUACGGGGACAAGAGCAACGACUCGGGCGAAGAGACGCCUCCGCACAGGCCAGGCGACGACCGCUACUCGCCGUCGGAGGAGCACUACUCACCGUCGGACGAGGCUUUCUCCCCGGCAGACCACCGGUACUCACCCUCGGACCACUGCUACUCCCCCCCCAAUGCUGCGAGCCUGACUUUCCUCAACGACGACCCCGAGGCUCUGUCGCUGAAAGAGGCGUACAGGCGAGGGGACCUGAGCGUGUCGGAGCAGCCUUUGCCCCCGGGGAGCGACUCCCCCCCGCGCGAGGCCCUGGGGAAGAACCCCAUCCCGGCAGCGGCCAUGGAACAGCCGCUCCCUCCGGGCGUGGAGUCCCAGGAGUUCCCGGGCUACGGCCCGACCUUCGCCCCGGCUCCGCCGGUGAUGGUCCCGACGGGGUACCCAGAGGCCAGGCCGCCUGCGUUCAUGUACCACACCGUGACGCCGGCCGCCACGCUGUCCCCUGGCCCGCCCAUGCAGUUCGUGGUGCCGCCCCCGAGCUAUCCCGCCCCCUCCAUGUACCCGCCCCUCGCUGCGUACCCGGACACGGGCGCCGAAGAGCGCGGCUACCCUCAGGGCCGCAGGCGGAACCACCGGCAACAGCGGAAGGGUCCGUGGCGCGUGAAGGAGAGAAGAAAACGCUUCUCUCGUCGCUGACGGCACCGGAUCUUCCUGCGAACGCGGGCCCUUGACCGGUGGCGGGCCUACCUCAGGUCGCGCCAACCUCCGCGGGAGUCCCGCGACGGAGGUGCGGGGCCCAGCGCGGGGCAUGCCACGUGAACACCAGACAGCAGCGAUCUCGAUCCCCCAGCAUUCCCGGCGAGGUGCGUCACUUCUCCCUCGUCCAGAGGACCCUCGCAACCACUUCGUGUUGUGGCUGGUUAGGGGUUAUUUUUUGAUCGCAUGUAACGAGCACUUGCUGGUACCGUAUGUACAGUUAAAUCACUUGUAGGAUUGCUAGAAUGUGAAGGAGAAUUUGAGUUAGCUUUAAUACAUAAAAGACAUUACAAACAUGGCUGGUAACUUUUUUUGAAACAGCAUCAGCAAUUUUUUUUAUAAUGAUUAACAAUGUUAGUGUUAAAACAUUUUGCAUUAACGUCCCAGAAAAUAAAUUUUUAUGAAUCUCAAGUUUCCGGGCAGACACAUGUAAGAAAGAGCUUCUGUCAGACGAUUAUAAAAUCACAGGUUUUUUUUCCCCACUGGUCUCAGUUUCACGUCUUUUGUUUUUAUCAGCAUUGAUUCUUCAUUCAACAGUUAUGAAUAUGAACGUGGUUUACUCUAAGAACAGAGGUUCUCAUAUUGGCAUGGAAAUAGUCAGUUCUAUAAAUUUCCGGGGGGAAAUAAUAAUUCUAGUUUUGAACAUGCUGUGUGCUGAGCAUAUUGCAUUUUCUAUCUGGAUUCUCAUGUUCCUUCUCAAACACUUAAAAACCGCUGUUUAUUGUAAUUGCUGGUCAUUCACAUGAGGCAAGAGUCUUGAUCAUGACUGCUACGGACAUUGAUACGCGUGACCGCGGGUUGCUUGUAGCAGGACGGAUUCACAGGCUCCGAGGAACAUGCCAUCUUACUGAGCAGUUUCGACAAAGUGGUUUGCGAGCUAUCAUUGGUUCUGGCUCGCCCUGGGUACUUACCGGACCCUCCGCCGCGCCGCGAGAUGUGUCGCCGUGCUGACGUCCUGUGUUCUGGAGCUUGCGCAGCCCUUGGAAGUGUAAAUAGAAGUGCGCAGAGGGAGUGCAGUGAGCGUGCCUCAGUUCUGACGUGCCGCUCGAACUUGGGCAAUCCAAGAUGUGCGCGGAACUUUGCGUGCGACUGUGCUAGAGAGUAGCUUAGAGUUGAAGUGUUCUAGAUAUCAUUGUAUUAGGUCAGUAAUGUACUAAUAUUAUAUUAGGUAUUCUGUCUCCUGUACAAAGUGUAAUUGUAUUGUUUUACAAAAAUACGUGUUUUUUCGUACAAAUUUGUGACUGUGUGAAAUAGAUUAAAAUGGUUGUGUAGUUAUAUAUAUAUAUCUACGAUUGUGUAGUCAACUUCUUAUCUUGUUGAUAUUUAUAAAGUUUUUGUACCAAGUGUGGAAAAUUAUAAGCUUGAUUUUUGAGUAAUGAGCCAAUUAUUGUCAUAGUGAAUUUAAAAAGGUGUUGGCAACUCAACUUCAAAAUUAUGGUGUAUUUGGUCUACUACAAAAUUUACUAGCCAUAAAAUACGUAAGGCCAGCUUUAAUGUGUGAUAUGUUCAGCAAAAUUCAAUUUACGUGACAACAAAAACCUAAUUAUUAAAGCUUAUGAUUUUCCUUGCUUAAAUUACACAAUUAAAAUCCUGUAAUUCUUUAUGAUACAAAUAUAAAUAUAUAUAUUUAUAUUUAUGAUGUUCUUAUCUUUGACUACAGUGAUGUUUUAUGUGCAAGUUAUUUUUCUUCGUUGAGAAAAGUUUAAAGCUAAAAUUCAUUUCUGAAUGAUCUAGUCACAAAAAGCAUUUUUCUCAGUGCUAGCUUUAUUGAAAUUUAAUGUUAUACAUAACAAAAUAGUAUUUGGUUAUCUUCGCGUUGAGAGCACGGAUCCCCUUCCGCCAUAUGUUGUGGGCCAAUCAUUGAACUGUGUGGCACCAUGGAGAAUGAAAGAUGUGUAUCAACUGUUGGAACUACGGUCCAACUUGGUUACACCCUUUUGGCUCCAAGAUACAGUGUUACGAACAGUGUAUUUAAUGUGCAGUAGAAAUAUUUUUUUUUA
Messenger RNA from Bacillus rossius redtenbacheri, 8771 nucleotides. RefSeq names its product death-inducer obliterator 1 (gene pps). Bases 1 to 6711 code for a protein of 2236 amino acids. Gene Ontology annotation, molecular function: protein binding. The record is from RefSeq and is a predicted model, not a curated record. NCBI's taxonomy places the organism in Eukaryota, Metazoa, Arthropoda, Insecta, Phasmatodea, Bacillidae. The transcript has 11 exons. Gene Ontology annotation, biological process: DNA-templated transcription.